CGACGGGACGUGGAGGUGCGCCCGGCGCAUCCCCGCACCCCGGUCACAGCCCCGAGCAUCCCCCUGUGCCCCCCCGCGGGGCAUCCCGGCCCCCCGUCACAGCCCCGUCCAGCCCCCCCCCCGUGCCCCCCUCCGGCGCAUCCCGCCCCCCCCCCGGUCACAGCCCCGUCAGCCCCCCCCGUGCCCCCCUCCGGCGCAUUCCGCCCCCCCGGGUCACAGCCCCGUGCAUCCCCCCGUGCCCCCCCCGGGGCAUCCCGCCCCCUGCACCCCCCCCGGUGGCAUCUCGCCACCCCGGGGUAAAGGGCAGAGGUCAGUGGCCGGCCCUUGCCCCGCCGGCCGGUCCGUGCUGCCCCGGGGAGCGCAGCCGGCGCCAUGGGGCGGUGGCAGGAGCUGAGCCGAGAGGAGCUGGAGCGGCAGUACUCGCCGAGCCGCUGGUCCCCCCGCCUGGGUGCGGCGGCGGUGGUGGAGGCGCACGUGCGGGAGGUGACGGCAGGCACCCGGCGCGCCCGGGCCGCGGCCGGCGCCGUGCUGCAGGUCCCGUACGGCACGGGCGAGCGGGAGGCCCUGGACGUGUACCUGCCCGCGGCCCCGGCCGGAGCCUUCCCACUCGUGCUGUACGUCCACGGCGGAUACUGGCAGUUUCUAAGCAAGGAGGAGUCCGGCUUUGCCGCGCUCCCGCUGCUGUCCCGGGGCAUCGCGCUGGUGGCCGUGGGGUAUGACGUGGCUCCACGAGGCAACAUGGAUGUGAUGGUGGCCCAGGUGCGGCGCAGCGUGGCCUGCAUCGUGCGCCAGUACCCCACGACCAGCGGAGUUUACCUGUGCGGACACUCGGCAGGGGCCCACCUGGCAGCCAUGGUGCUCGCCACGGACUGGCAGGAGUACGGAGUGGCACCCGACAUCAAAGGAGCCUUUCUGGUGAGCGGCAUCUAUGACCUGGAGCCCAUCGUGAGCACCUACGUGAACGACGCGCUGCGCAUGACCCCAGAGGUUGCCCAGAGGAACAGUCCCCUGCUGCACGUGGCCGCAGCGAUGCCUGCAACAGAGGCCUGCGAGGUGCUGGUUGCCGUGGCCCAGCACGACUCCCCUGAGUUCCACCGGCAGUCCCGCCAGUACUUCCAGGCCUUGCGCUCCGCAGGUUGGAAGGUGUCUCUGCUGGACGUGGCCCACACAGAUCACUUCGAUGUGGUUGAGAAGCUGUCCCAGGAGGGCUACAUCCUGACCCAGGUGAUUCUGAGCGCGAUUGCCAGAGCCUGAUGGGAGCCUGCCACUCCGGCCAUGCAACUGGCUCUCCAUGCCCUGCCCGGCUCCCCCGCGCCGUCGGGGGGCAGGGUCCCUGCUGCUCGGAGCAGGCCCCUGCCUCCUGUCCCCCCCGCACUUUCCACCUCUGCCCCGGGGCUGCCUGGAGCAGGAGCGCCGGCUCGGUGGACCCCAGCCCCUUGCCCCGGAGCCUCCUGGUCCUGGGUGUUGCUGCGCUUGCGGGGACGCUGCCCUGUUGUCGCCGGAGCCUGGACGGACAGGACAGUCCGGCGGCUGUCGGGCCUGCCUCGUCCCGGCGGGCUUGUUCCAUCGCAGUUUCCUUUAAACUUCUCUUAUUGCGAGCAUUAAAUAAAAUCUGGGCAGGAGGAACA
Molecule: messenger RNA, 1628 nt
Organism: Alligator mississippiensis (American alligator)
Lineage: Eukaryota; Metazoa; Chordata; Crocodylia; Alligatoridae
Gene: AFMID
Product: arylformamidase
Exons: 11
Coding region: 373-1254 (293 amino acids)
Molecular function (GO): arylformamidase activity
Source: RefSeq, a predicted model, not a curated record